Pomacea canaliculata is the source of this 5276-nucleotide messenger RNA. RefSeq names its product E3 ubiquitin-protein ligase RING2-A-like. The coding region runs from base 36 to 1091 and encodes 351 amino acids. Gene Ontology annotation, molecular function: ubiquitin protein ligase activity; chromatin binding. Lineage: Eukaryota; Metazoa; Mollusca; Gastropoda; Architaenioglossa; Ampullariidae. The record is from RefSeq and is a predicted model, not a curated record. Gene Ontology annotation, cellular component: ubiquitin ligase complex; PcG protein complex. The transcript is spliced from 3 exons.
AUUGCGCAUGCGUACCAUAACCGUAAAGUCUCAAGAUGGCGAACGAAGUUGCUCACGCGCCCAACAAAACCUGGGAAUUGAGUCUGUAUGAGCUCCACAGAACACCGCAAGAAGCUAUCACCGACAAUACUGAAAUUGCGGUCUCUCCACGUAGUUUGCAUAGCGAAUUAAUGUGCCCAAUAUGUUUGGAUAUGCUGAAAAGUACAAUGACUACAAAGGAGUGUUUACAUCGUUUCUGCCAAGACUGCAUCAUUACUGCUCUGAGAAGUGGCAAUAAAGAGUGUCCAACUUGCAGGAAAAAACUUGUGUCUAAAAGAUCACUUCGACCAGAUCCAAAUUUUGAUGCUCUUAUCUCAAAAAUCUAUCCAAGUCGAGAGGAAUACGAGGAACACCAAGAGAGAGUACUAGCCAAGUUGAAUCAACAUCACAACACAGCAGCUCUGCGACAAAGCAUUGAGGAAGGGCUACGCCUUCAGUCUUUAAAUCGUGCGCAAAGGGUUAGGAAACAUGCUUCUGAUGGUACCACAACUCCAAUCGAUGGCGAAGGAGAGGUUGACGGUGUGGAGAACGAAAAUCAUCACGACGACCUUCAAGACGAAUCUGCAUCAAAUGACACUACACCCCGAAAGAGAUUUAGGCCGUAUUCAGAUGAUUCUAGCACUGAGAACUCUAUGGGAGAGACCAGCAUUCCUGAGAAUGCACCAGAAGCCACACCAGCAGUAAGUGAGAUUGAACUUGUAUUCAGGCCACAUCCCCAGGAGGUCGAUGGGGAUGUACCAGGACAGACACGAUACAUCAAAACAACGGCUAAUGCUACAGUUGACCAUCUUUCUAAGUAUCUUGCCAUUCGUUUGUCUCUGGAUGCUCAAAACAUGGAGAACGGUGCAAGAGCUGGUGCCAGUGCAGAAGAUAAAUAUACCAUUUACAUUGCUAGUCAGCCAGGUGUAUUGACAUCAUUGAAUGGCUCCAUGCCAUUGGAGCAGGUAAAUGAAAAGUACUGGAGAGUGAAUAAGCCACUUGAGAUGUUUUAUCGGCUGCAGUCCAGGCCUGGCGAGCCAUCCCAGUUGAAGAUUGGAGCUGGUGAUAAGUAAACAAUGUCUUCCUGGAGAAAAGUCAGUUGCAUUUUCAAAAACUAUUAUGUGCCACAGAAGAACAGAUUCACUCUAAGGAAAAGAACUCAAGGCUAAGGAAUUUAGUAGAGGACAAGCAGACUAGUGACUGGUGACCAGUUUUAAUUGCAGAAAACAAAGUCUGUUUGGAGCUGCCUGUGCAGAAGAGUAUGUGUUGUUUAACAUUAAUAUUGCAGUUGAUAAAGGAAACAGUCAUGUUGAUGGUUUGACUGGGAAUAGCUGCAAUCUGCAGUUUGUCAUUGCUGCUGAAUCAUCUGGCUUGGUGAUAGAGCAGGCUGGAUAUUGUCAACUUUUUCUGAUGCCAGUCUUUAUUUCAAAAGAGUCAUUUUUUCUACAAGCCUUUUCUGUUAAAUCUGAAAUACUUUCAAACAGAACAUUUUGUUUAUGAUUGUUAAUAUUGUAAGCAAAAACAUUCUGCUGGCUGUGUGAAUCAUCAUGUUUGGUAUGGCCAUAAAUGAGUCUUGAUUCCUCCUUUUCUUUCUGAUUCUAUUAUCCAUUUUAAACUGAGACAUUACAGAUAAACUGAGAGAGAAAAUAUUGGUUGUGCAGAUUAAAUACAAACACCAUAAUUUGUUUGUAAAGUAUAAAUGUAUUCAGCAUCAAUAUUUGUAUGUACCACAAUAUCUUCAUUCAUUCAGAUCUUUUUAGUGAACAGCCUGAGGUCUCUAAUAUUUGCAUGAACUGUUUAAUAUUUUUAUAUAGCUUUUAAAGAAAAGUCUACAAUCUAAGCAAUUUAACUAUAAGCUCAAAAGUCUUGUCUGUUUCUCAUUCAUGAUGUGACUGGCAUUUUCAGAUCUGAUUUUAUGUUUUUAUUUGUUUUCUGAUGUUUUAAUUGCAACCUGGACGUUCAUGAGAAAAUGGCCUAAAAAAAUUGUUCCUUUGCAACAUAAUAUUUACUCCACAUUUCAUAUCUUUGAAAUAACUCUUUAUCUGAAAUUCAGAAGCAAAGGCUAUGGCCAACUCAUUGUUACUUUAUCCUUCAGCCAGAACUUCCAGCCUUUUCAUUGUUUCAUUGUUUGCAUAUCAUUUCUCUCCUGGUAACAGUCAAGAGGACAAGAAAAAUAUUAAUUGGAUUAGUGAAUUUUACAAUGAGUAAUAAUUUUUAAAAGCAUAUAAAAGUAAUUUUUCAGGCAAGAGUAUGAUAAUCAUAAUUAAGUUUGCUUUACCUUGUUAAAUAUUACCAUUUGGGGAAGCAGAUAACAGUCAUUAGAGCACUGAUGUUCAUGUUAGUUUGCGAUCAGCAAGCUUACCCUAGUCGACCCACCUUUCAGGGAUGUGUACUUCACUCCAUAGAGGGUUGGGAAAGAUAAGGUAGUAAAGAAGAGGGGUGGCAAUUGGUGUUUUUAUGCCAACAACUAAGGCUGUGAACAGUUUCCACAUGCCAGUGAUGGAGAGAAGAUACAACUUUAUUAAUCCACAAGGGCAGAUAGUGCUCAUGCAAUAUUUAGAGAUAAAUACAUAUACAUGUUGAAAUAGUUGCUCUCACGCACACACAUAUACAUUCCUAGCAACAGAAGAUGCAGUUGGUGUCUUCAGGUUAGUACCAGAUCGUGGCCAAUAGAGAUGAUCAAGUAAAUGGCACAUAGAAUAAAUGAGUUGCAAUGACAAUUGCUUCUGCAUACAUGUAUCACAUACCUACAGCCAGCCCACAAGAGUGAAAACUCGCACUCCAAUACAUGAUCAGAAAUAGGAUAUGGGAUGCCUUCCUAAGGAUUUGUUGAUGACGAAAGGCUGCCAAGUCCCUCUUCCUGAUUCUGAUGAUGGCCACUGUUCUUACAUAAAGCUGGCCCCGAGAUAAAAUAGUCUCCAACUCCUCACUCCCCAACGACUGAAAGGAUUAGGGGAUAAACUUUUCCCUUUAUUUUUACCUUGGUAUUUAGGUAAUAUAUGAUAAGUAAUGAAAGACUAAAGGAUGCAUAAAAAUGACACAGCUGCAGCUGAAUAACUUGAGGUCUUCAGUGGCUAGUUUGAGGGCAAUGUAUGAUUGGAGAUUUCUUUCUCUUUAUCUGCUUCUAUUUAUAUUUUCAUAAUACUAAGAGAAGUAUCAUAAUGGCUAAGCCAUACAUUUGUGAGCUUGGAGGGUUAUUUUGUAGUCCAUUAUGCAUAAAAAUUUAAUAUUGAACGUAAGAGAUGGAGGGUCAGAUUAUGGCAACCUGAGUUUUAGUUUAUUCCUUGUUGCUUCCUUGAGCAUAGGACCGUAUGUGCAACCAGAACUUAUCAAUAAAAUUCCCUAGUUCAAAACCCUUAUAAAUAAAAGACAUUAUAUGAUUGCAUGCCACCAUUUUAGAAUUCUUACUGUAAAAGCCUAGUUACUAUUCAUUAUUAGAAUUGUAGGUGUAAAUAGGUCAGAAUUUGCAUUUAUGUCUGUCUGUUGAGUGUUACAAGACUGGUUGGUUACUUUGGUAGGUAAGGAGAAAACUAAUGGUCAGUCCUGCAAACAGGUUUCACAUGCAGAGAAGUGUCCUGAGGCAAGAUCUGAACCAAGGAGUAAAUACCAUGUCUGUCUGGAAUGGCUGGCUACAACUGCUGCAGUUUGUACAUUGAUACUAUUGUAUUAAACCACUGCGUAACUACAAACACUCUAGUACAGGGGAGGGCAAAGUAUGGGCCGAAUCCAGCCCGCAGACUUCUUUGGACUGACCCAUCUGCUAAAAUGUGAAGUACACUUGUUUUCCUUUUUUUUUUUUAUUUAACCUAGGUUAAUUUGAUUGAAAUUGAAUUUUUCCAAUAUGACAGCUUUAGAAAUCAGCAGUCCGUAACAUUAUAACACAAAAUACAAAGAUAAAUAACAUGGCUGACAUGUCUGAUGUAGUUGUUAGCUUUGCGGAUGGUUGCCUUUAAUGGAAAGGCUGGUUUUAGCUUUAUUGUGAGUGAAUUCAAACAUCUUCAUGUUAUACAAUAAAUGCAGUAAAUGAAUGCCAUUAUGUACUAAUUCAGGAGGUUUGUUGUGUAGUCACUUAAUAAGGGUUUUUAAUAUUUUAUCGGCCCACAAAAUAAAAACUUUGCCCACGUUCUCGAGUAGCAGCCUAUUUAUGUAAAGAAGUUUUCCCUUAAAACUCUGUGAGUUUGUGAUAAAAAUAUUAGUAUGGAUCAGCUUUUCUAAGACUAAGGUUCUUAGAUUAAGAUUUGACAGUUUCCUAAAUAGAAAUUACAAGUCAAAACCAGAACAUUCUAAUUUUUGUUGUUGUCAUCAUCUUGACAUCUUUGUAAAAUGGUACAUGCAAAGUUGGCAAUGACAUUUCACAACUGAACAUAUUUUUGAAAAUCACCAUGUAGUUUUCUAUAUAAAUAGUUGUUUCAGAUUUCUUUUGUUUGCCAACUUUUAUUAUACUGUAAAUAUAUUUAUCAUGCAUACUAAUACAUGCAUGUGCAAGUUUAUUUUUGCCAGAAGAAUGGAUGGAUGAAAGAGUGUUGAAUGUUUCAUUUAUACUCUUUAAAAGAUAUGGGAAAAUAUUUGUAAAGUUCACAUUUCUAAAUAAUUUUAGUGAAGUAUAAGUACAUAAGUACCAGCUAACUUUUAUGUUUUGAAGCAAACUGUUUUUUGGCUAUGAAAUAAAGCGUAAGGUCUUUGUAGAGCAUGGAAAUUUAGUCUGGGCAAAAAGAAUUUUAUUUAAAAGUUGUAGCUUGGAAAAAUCUUUUGAAUAUGGAUUGGAUUUUGUAUCAAUAGUAUAAGAUUUACACAAAAUUGAAGCUUCUUUGAAAUUGGUCAUAGCAGAUUUUCCUGAGAUUAUCUUUAUAAAGAACAUUUUUUGUUUGUGUGUGUGUGUAAAGUUAUAUGGCAGUUUCACAAUUAAGGGAAAGAUUGCAGUGUAUAUUACUGACAUCAUUGAUAGACUGGGAAGGGCACCCAAAUGACUAAAUUUAUUUAAUGAGAAAUGCAUUUCGAUUUUACUUUAUAAUUGCAUUUAAUAAGAAAGACAGCUAAGUACAAACAUAAUGGGCCAGGUAAUAAAUCCUAAUGAGUAAAAGCUUCCUUAAUGGUCGGUUUGAUCAUCACAUAAUGUCCUUCACAUUAACAGUGUAAAAAAGUAAUGUUUUGUGAGAAACUGCUUUAUAUAUAUGCCACUAUCAGUUUUAUAACAUUCAUUAUUGCUUAACUAGGAUUUGUGUGUAAGUCUGAAUGGUUUCAAUUGUUGAAUAAAUGUA